Messenger RNA from Talaromyces rugulosus, 921 nucleotides. RefSeq lists its product as uncharacterized. Bases 1 to 921 code for a protein of 306 amino acids. The transcript has a single exon. The record is from RefSeq and is a predicted model, not a curated record. NCBI's taxonomy places the organism in Eukaryota, Fungi, Ascomycota, Eurotiomycetes, Eurotiales, Trichocomaceae.
AUGAACGUCCCUCUCGUGAUAUUGAAGACUGGACUGAUGACUCCGCCGCCCCAAAAACACCCCGGGAUGCCUCUGACCCUGGCUGCGAGAGGAAGGCCUAAGAUGGGGUCGUCCAUUGGCAUAGAUAAAGAUGUCAACGGAGAUCGGGAGUCUUUUGCUACUGGCACGUUAGGAGGCUAUGUGCGACUCGUGGGUAAACAGGUCUACCAAGGGUUUCUGACGUGUUGCCACGUUGUAACAGACAAAUCAGCCGGCGACAACAAGGCUUUCAUGACGUAUCCAUCGAUAGAGAACUUGAAAAUUCAGCGUGAGGAGAGCGAGGAGGAUACGAAAGACUUUCCGGACUCAGUGUAUUGCGCAAAACUUGGAAAAGUCCUCGCCAAGCAGAAGGCAGCCGAUCAAGACGGAUUCCUUGUGGACUGUGCGUUCGUCGAACUGCAAGGUUCUUCGGUGGAUUAUUUCCUUCCUAACGAAGUUCCUAUCAUCGACGACAUUAAACAUGUCCUCCCAUAUGAUCGGAGUGCGCGAGCUAGGCGGCCGGGGCAAGUAACCGGCCUUGGAAAUCUUGUCGGCGGACGGUGGUACUUCAAGGCCGGAUUCAUGUCCGGCAUUACUUCCGGCACUUGCAACGGCGCGUCUAUGCAGGUUUUUGAUGGAUACGAGGAUACAUAUUACAAAACCAAAUGUAUUUUGCCAUUCAACAAAAUGUCAACCACUGAUCUAAAAGUCAUGGUUGAAGGAGAUUCGGGAUCCCUAGUGAUCGACGGGGAUGGCAAGGUUUGCGGGAUUUUGUUCGCAGGGCUUCACAAUAUUGGGUGUGUUUCGCCCAUGAGUAGUGUUCGAGUGGCACUAGAAAAGGGGCUGAACCAGCACGAAGACGGAAGUUCCGGUACGGGGACACGUAUAGAACUGCCUACAUAG